Messenger RNA from Oryza sativa Japonica Group (Japanese rice), 1282 nucleotides. The record is from RefSeq and is a predicted model, not a curated record. NCBI's taxonomy places the organism in Eukaryota, Viridiplantae, Streptophyta, Magnoliopsida, Poales, Poaceae.
GCCGCGUGAGAUGGGCCGCUCGCUUCGCCGGCCCGUCCGGGCCUCCGAGCGUCCCCGCUCGUCGCCUCGUCCCCUGCCUGCGCCGCAGUGGAGCAACCGGCACUACCGAACCGCUCGGCGUAGCAUCCACGCAGCGCAGGGGAAGGAAAGCCGAAGCGCGGCCGCCGCGCGUGAGAUCGACGCGCGGCGACUUCGCCAACCUUCCCUAUAAAGCGCUGCCCCAAUCGCCAAGCCCACCGACCUCCUCCUCCUCUCCAGUCUCCACCACCGACUUCUUCGUUUGAUCUCGGGCUCCGGAGGACCGGAGGAUGUCCGGCGAGAGAUGCGCCGGGCGGCCGCUGUUCGGCGGCGCCAUCUCCAGUACCUUCCCCGUCCGGUUCCAGGAUGUGAGCAACAUCAGGCAAGUCCCCGACCAUCAGGAGGUGUUCGUUGACCCGGCCCGCGACGAGAGCCUCAUCUUCGAGCUGCUCGACCUCAAGGGCGAGGUAGAGGACGGCGGCAGCGCGCUCUGGUUCCUGCGCGACAUCGCCAACGAGCAGGACGCGGGGGACAACUUGGUAGUUGAGCAUUCUGGGACGAUCGAGCUAGGUGGUCUGCGAUUUGGAGAUGCUCCUGCAGUGGCUGGAACUGCGGUUGGUCAGCUGGCUAUCUCAAAAGGAAGGCAAGGCAGAGAAGCACAGAACAUUGUUCGACUUUACUUGGCCAAUAUACGCCUCAAGAAUGCAGCUACUGAUGUAGUUAUUACUGCAUAUGAGCCACUGUUGAUAAACCCCUUGAGUGAAAGCGCCAGUGCAGUUGCAGCCGGUCCAGCAGUACCAGCAGAACAAGCAGGAUGCUUAGCAAUGUCUGAGAUCUUCAAGCUCGCCGUGAUGAACUUCAAUGUCCAUGACUGGAAUCUUUUCAAUGGCAGCAGUUGAAACAGGGUGGAUAGUUUAUCAUAGUACCACUACUGAGCAUCGCAUGAACUUUUCCUUGGUCUAGUAUCUGAACAUUAUUUUAGAUCGGCAACAUUCGUUUUGUUAAUGUAGUGUCAUCAGCAGACCCCUGUUGAACUUGAGUAUCAUGUUAGCUUCAGGAAUUUACUCAUUUGGCCCAUGAUAGUUAAUAGUAAGCACUAAAUCAGUAAAGAAGAAUUAUGUGUAUCUAUCAAGUUAGCUAUGAGUUCUGGACUUCUAGUUAGCUAGAGUUCUGGACUUCUUCAUUUUUGAGUCCACAGGUUCGAAAAGUUCGUUCUGAAAUCAAUUGGAUUUCCGAAGGAAAAUGUCGUCCUCCCUACAUUGUA